Molecule: messenger RNA, 4620 nt
Organism: Ictalurus furcatus (blue catfish)
Lineage: Eukaryota; Metazoa; Chordata; Actinopteri; Siluriformes; Ictaluridae
Gene: slc39a9
Product: solute carrier family 39 member 9
Exons: 7
Coding region: 870-1787 (305 amino acids)
Biological process (GO): transmembrane transport; zinc ion transport
Cellular component (GO): membrane
Molecular function (GO): metal ion transmembrane transporter activity
Source: RefSeq, a predicted model, not a curated record
GUUCCAAAAACGGAACGGACUUUCAUGGUAAGUAACCAUAGCAACUUACUCUCUGAACAUAACCACCUGGCUGAAGCCCAAUUAUCGUUAUACUUGGUGCAUAGUGCACUACGUAUAGUUUACAUGCCUUUAAUUAGACCCUCUACGUAGUGCGGUAAUAUAGGGACCAUAGUGCUAUUUAGGAAAGAAUCUCUGUGGGCUUUUAUUUUGAAAACUGUGAUCCGGAAGUACUCGCAGCUUGCCAACGUUACAGCGUUUCCCAGCUGGCGUUUAGCUGAAGCCCAAGCGAGCAGUUAUUAAUGCAGGGGUUGCAGAAAUACAGUGGAGAUUUAAUCUCUAUCCUUUCGCGAUUAAUUUAAUAAUAAUGUCGUUGGUUACAGUCUCUUAAGAAACUAACUGGAUGACGGGGUAAUUAACGUGCUGCUAGUCGGCUAGGUAGGCUAAUUUAUUGAGGUUGAAGUGAAGGAGCUACAGGUUUUUGCCACUGUGGCAGCAACAACAGAAGAAACCCAAACCCGCCUGAGUGCACUUGUUAGUCGUGUUUAGUUCAGUGUGACUGCUGCAGUGUGUUUACAAGUGCGUGUGUUAUUGUCUGAAUUACAUUGAAUGGAUUAUUUGAUGUAAAAGACCUUCGUUGCGCGCGCUAAUUUGCUAACCAGGGCGAAGAACACACGUUUUUUUAUUGACAUUGCUUCCUUUAUUAGUAUUAAUUGUACAUCACAAACACGUUUUAAUCAGCUGCAGUGAGGUGCUGGUUAAUACAGCCGCUUUAACAUACAGACGGAUACAGAAGUGUUGUGUUGACAUUAAGCUAGCAGAGAGGCUGUGCAGUAGAUUUGUAGUGAAGCUAGUUCGGAUAGCCAUCGGAAAUGGACGACUUCAGUUCAAUAAGCCUGCUUUCUCUGGCCAUGUUAGUGGGAUGUUAUGUUGCAGGAACAAUUCCUCUGGCUGUCAACUUUUCAGAGGAAAAGCUGAAGCUGGUGACGGUGUUGGGAGCUGGUCUGCUAUGUGGUACUGCCCUGGCUGUUAUUAUUCCUGAGGGAGUCCAUGCACUGUAUGAGGAGGUCCUGGAGGGACACCACACUCACGGUCAGGCCGAGGUGUCCGCGCCGGAUCAGAAAGCUGCAGAGUCGGUGGUAGGAUCGAGUCACGAACAUGCGCACAGUCAUGAGGAGCUCCAUGCCUUCAUCGGUGUCUCUCUGGUGAUGGGAUUUGUCUUCAUGUUGCUGGUGGACCAGAUUGGCAGCUCGCACAUACACAGCGGCGAUGAUCCAGAGGCAGCGAGGGCAGCCAGCUCUAAAAUCACCACUACGCUUGGUUUGGUUGUCCAUGCUGCAGCUGACGGAGUUGCACUUGGAGCAGCAGCUUCUACCUCUCAGACGAGCGUCCAGCUUAUUGUAUUCGUGGCUAUCAUGCUUCAUAAGGCGCCUGCUGCCUUUGGCCUCGUCUCAUUCCUAAUGCACGCGGGUUUAGAGAGGAACCGAAUCAGAAAGCACCUGCUGGUCUUUGCCUUGGCUGCUCCUGUUAUGUCUAUGAUCACCUUCCUAGGCCUCAGCCAGAGCAGUAAAGAGGCGCUGUCUGAUGUCAAUGCCACAGGAGUGGCCAUGCUGUUCUCGGCCGGCACUUUCCUCUAUGUUGCCACGGUGCACGUCCUGCCCGAAGUGGGAGGAAUGGGUGGGCACAGCCACUCGGCCGGAGGAGGAAAAGGACUGAGCAAGCUGGAGGUGCUGGCACUCGUCAUAGGCUGCCUCAUCCCUCUCGUGCUCUCCGUUGGCCACCACCACUAAAAAUGGAGAAGAAAAAAAAGACUUUCGUGAACAGUGGACUUUUAAAAGUGGUGGCCGAUUUAUCUCAUCAUGCCUCUGUAUGGAUCAGAUCUGCAGCACAGAAAUGGACUUAUCGGGCAACUGUGAGAUCACAUGACCAUAACCCCAAAGUUCUAUGUGCUGAUGACAGGCAUUAACCGUACAUAAACAAGUGAUACCACAGGUUCAUGCUUUUUAUGGUAGGGUUGUUUUUUUGUUUUUUUGUUCCUUACUCUACACAUUCUUUUUCUUCCAUUGUGUUUUCUGAAAUGUUUCUCUUUAACAAACGUAACGGUGAACUACAACUUUUUUAAAAAAAUUUUUUUUUAUAUAAUUUGUGGUGAGUGUCAUAACCAUUUUGAGUCACGUGACGGAAACUUUUUAUUCUGACUGUGAUUCCCUGUUUUCUUUCAGAUUUUUUUUCUCUACACAACAGUAUGGAUUCAGUGAAUGACAGUUUAUCUUGGUUCUUCACAUGUGACUUAUAGUGUUAGUCGUCUGAGCUUCAGAUUAGACUUCAUAUCUGAGCUGUAUGGCCAUAACAUGUAGACAUUUGUGCAGCAAUAGAGUUUUUUCCAGCAUACAGCUUGUGGUUGAUUAGUAUUUUCUGUUCUAAUGAAUUGAGGAGGAGGAUUUUGUUUUGUUUAAUUUAUUAUCUUGAACAAAUAGUUCUGAAAGUUUCUUAGGUGUAGUUGCUACACAGCAUCCACUUAAUAUCUAUUUUCUAAUCUGCCAAAUUUUUUUGAAUAUUUCAUUUUUAAACAAAAUGGUGAAAUAGAAAUGGUGUCUAUUUCCGGUGUUGAAAAGCUGAAACGAUGGAAGGCUUUUAUACACUCAAGGGACCAUAGGUAAUGUUGAAAAGAGGUAAUGAGCGGUAGAAUGGUGUAUAAUUAUUUAACAUGCCGGCUAUUUUAAUAGCGGUUUAAAUUGUGGGGAAGCUAUUUGGCUAGAAGGAUCUGCUCAAGCUUUUUACUUGUUUGUGUUUGUUACGUGUCACUCACACUCAGCUGCUGUUCACUUUGAGAAGCAUCUCUGAGCUCUGCUGAUGUGGUCAGGGUGGGAUGCUUUUACUGUAAUUAUUGUGGUGCCUGCUCAAAGCAGAGCCUCUGUAUAUAAUGCAUUGUGUACAAAUAAGUCAGAUGAGCUUAAUGAAAACUUCACUUGUAGCCCUCCUGUACUGAGUUUAUACUCAGGCUUUUAGUACAGUUAAUAAUGGCAAAGGUUAAUGGGGUUGAUUCAUGUGAUGGGUAAGGUAAUGUAAUAAAUUUACAUUGAAUCACAAUAAUGCUACAUUUUCACGAGUCCUGAUUAUUUUGUGUCAAAAUUACUUCUAGUACCAAUGAAACAACCUGUGUUAAAUUAGUAGGAUUCUGGCAUUAUUUCUGGAUUUCUGAGUUAAUUAAGUGUGAGUGUGGCAAAGCAAAGAUUUAAAGAUUCAUACAUGAGGACUAUAGGCUUAUAAUGUACUCACCAUCCACUUUUUUGAGGAACACGUGUACAUCUGGACAUUAAUGCAGUUCUCUAAUCAGCAAGUCAUGUAGAUACAGGGCAAGAGCUUCAGGUAAUGUUCACAGCAAGCCUCAGUAUGAAAAAAUAAAUCACUGUGACUUUAACCGUGGUAUGGUUGUUAGUGCCAGAUGGGCUGGUUUCAGUAUUUCAUAAACUGUUGAUCUCCUGGGAAUUACACACGCAACAGUUUACACAGAACGGUGCAAAAAUAUUUUUAAAAAACAUCCUGUAAGCGGAGGGUCUGAAACGCCAUGUUGUUGAGAGAGAUCAGAGGAGAAGGACUAGAAUAGUAAUAGUAACUCAAAUCAUCUUUGCAACCAUGGUGAGCAGAAAAGCAUCUCAGACUGCACAACACAUCAAACCUUGAGGUGGAUGGGAUACAACAGCUGAUAACCACCUCAGGUUCCACUCCUGUCAGCCAAGAACAAGAAUCUGAGGCUAUCAUGGGCAGACUGAAGACAAAGAAAAAGACCAGGUAAUUUUAUUUCUAAUCUAACCAAACUGUCCAGUUUGGGUGAGUCUGUUCCCAUGAUUCUGAUGUGAACAUUAACUGACGCUCUUGACCUGUAUCUAAAUGAUUUUUUGCAUUGCUCUGCUGCCACAUGAUUGGCUGAUUAGAUAACUGCAUGAAUGUACAGGUGUUCCUAAUAAACUGGAUGGUAUGUGUGUAUGUACAAUGUGAUUGUUUUCUUUUGACAUGUUUACUCUUACCACCCCAAUUUUAUUUAUUAAAGACUGACAUACUAUAAGUUUUAUCUAUUAAUAUUUAUAUAUGAUGAUUUGGAACAUCUUUGAAACAAGGUAGUUCCUGCUAUCAAGUCAUAGUAGUUAUAAUCCGGUGCUUCCUCACCAGCCUUUUUUUUUUCUCCUUCUUGCAGUUAUGUUGCAUUCGACUAAUGUCCUCUGACUUGCUUGUGUUGCUUGUCGCCUAAAUGAUUAAACCAUUUUACUUCAUGUCAUACUUUUGUGUAAAUAAAAAAGCUGGCCACAUUUGAUCCAUGAAUAUCUGGUAUCUUUUAUGCCGGACUUCACUUAGCAGCACCUUUUUGAUGUCUCUCAAAUGGGAGUCUCAGUUUCUGCCAAUUGACUGCAUUAAGUACUCUUAGAUCUGCACUAUAUAUAUUCAGUAUAAACAAGCUGUGAUGGUUUGUCUGUCUGUCCCUAAUGUGUAUCAGUUAAAAAUAGCUAUAACGCUGUGAACCUGACUUGCAGAAAGCCUUAUCGUUGAUUAAUGCACUGUGAAAGUGGGCCGUUGCUCUUUUGUUGGAAGUGUGAGCGUUUCUUUAGUCGCACUGAUUUAACCGAU